CUCAACAAGCCAGGCCGAGUGGGUCAGGAGUUUGUCAAUUGACACGUUUGAGUUCGUUUGGUUUAUUCGACAACACAAUUACCCUUUCCAUCCGAGACGAAGCCAAAACUGAUACACACGCUGGAAACGCUGGAAGAUCCGCAUAAUGUCGCAAUCGCAAGCGCACCCCGAAACUGUAGUGACCCAGCUGCGGCACUUUAUAACGCGGAGCAGCUACGAGGGCGCCUGGGACAAGCAAGUGAACGUGAUGGACGGCUUUGGCAGCUAUCGGUAUCCGGACGGCAGCGAGUACCGGGGACGUUUCCAGCAGGGCCAGUUCCAUGGCUUCGGCCACCUACGUCUAGCCCAGCCGUACAAGUUCACCAUCAAGGGCGAGUUCGAGCACGGCCGGCUGGUGACCAUCGAGGAUAUGUGGUUCUCCGACGGCCUGCACGUCAAGGGGACCUUCUCCAACAGCGGCCUGGACUGUGCGGAUUGGGAGUACCUGACGCCGCAGGAUAGACGCUACCAUCCGGAGAAGCGCUACGGCCAGCAGCCGGUGGGUCCUACCUCCUUCCUCACCGCCAAACUCCUGCCCAGGGUGGUGCCCAAGGGCUGCUACGAUGCCGAGGAGGGCAUCUACAACGCCGAAACCGGGUGGCUCACCGAGCGCCCCGCCCCCUUCACUGGCACCACCUAUGUGGGAUGUCAGCAGGAAAAGGACUGGAUAAUGCGGAAUUGCCGGAAAGCCCGCAGCACGGACAUUAUCGAGCCAUCGCCAAGCAUGUGCCGAAGCGUCAUUGCGAACAAUUUGGCCACGGAGCGGGAGCAGAUGCAGCGCACGGCCAUCUACGCCCCUCGUGGCAAGGUAGAUCGCGACCGCUACUACCACAAGCUGGACAAGCCGCGAGCCGGCGCCAGGAAUAGCUCCCCCGGCGAUCAAAAUCCCCUGCAGGCAUCCACCCUCCGCCAAAAACCCCUUGGUCCCGACGACCCUGCCCGCGCUACUGAUUUGUGCGUCCGUGCCUAUGCCCGCAUGCUGGAUAAGCAGGAGCAGGAGCAGCAGAGGCUCCAGAAGCAAAACCCAUGCCAGCCAAAGAAGGAUCCGGUGGCCCGGCCACGUGAAUGGACCAGCACUUCGGACGUCCGCAAUCCGCAGUCCGGCGGGGAGUCCAGCUGCGAGUCGGAUAGCUUUGGGGAGUGCAUGCUGGGAAUCAAGAUCAGCGACGAUUACCUUUCCGCCAAUAUCAUGGGCAAGAAAAAGGUCGGCGACAACUUCAACGUGGUCCAGUCGAAUCUCAUCCGUCGCACUAGCUACAUGGACAUGACUCGAUCCAUUUUCGAACUGUAGUUGUCCUGGUACAAUCCCAUGUUUUACUUUUCCACGAUUAAAAUUUCUUGUUAUCCCUUGAA
Messenger RNA from Drosophila bipectinata, 1392 nucleotides. RefSeq lists its product as uncharacterized. The record is from RefSeq and is a predicted model, not a curated record. NCBI's taxonomy places the organism in Eukaryota, Metazoa, Arthropoda, Insecta, Diptera, Drosophilidae.